This is a messenger RNA of Theobroma cacao (cacao), 1131 nucleotides long. RefSeq lists its product as uncharacterized. The record is from RefSeq and is a predicted model, not a curated record. NCBI's taxonomy places the organism in Eukaryota, Viridiplantae, Streptophyta, Magnoliopsida, Malvales, Malvaceae.
ACACCGAAGCAAGAAGCAUUGCUACAAUAAAUUACAAAUUUCAUACAAAAAUUAAAUUUUAUUUAAUGAGAAAAAAAAACACCCCAAAGCAGGAAGCCAAUUUCUAAUAGAUUAUACAAACAUGACACUUUAUUUUCUAUUUUGUAAGUUCAAAAAUAUACUCUAAAUACCCCAAAUCCCAAUCUUAAAGAGACCAAAAUCAGGCGAGGCCAAAAGCAGGGUAAACUAAACCAAACUGGCACAAUGCGACCGCCAUCUCUACACUCGAGUUUCUUCUCCUCUCUCAAACAGGUUGAAAAAAGAUUGAAACUAGAAACUCUACCAGAUUCAGGACCAUCCAAUUCCACUUCUUCCAAAGUUCCAGAAACUAAUCUUACACCAACAGAAUCUUUAGGCACGCCACUUUACCUACAGUUAGACCAGCCUACCAACGUCUACACAGGCAAUACUCUCCAAGACAGCAGUGAACCCCCACAAGCUUUCCUCUCUUCUUCACCAAAAUUCCUUCCAAUACAUCAAACCCCGCCCCAAAUAAACCCUCCAGAUCCGCCCACGAUAACCAACGACGUCGAGGAUAUCGAAUUUUUUAUGCAACUAUUGGGUUUAUCAGAUAAUCAGGAAGAAACCCAGAAAAGAAAGAAACAAGAGGUUGUUGCUUGUGGAGGAAAUUCUUGUGGAUGUGAGUGUGGAUUUUUUGAGAAGAUUGUUGGGGUUAAGGGACCAAAGUGUGAGAAGGAAGUGAAAAGAAUGGGGGGUUGGAUUAGAUACUUUUUGAGGAAUGGCAGCGAGCCAUUAAGGCUGGCUUUUUUGCUUAUGGGUAAGGCUGCUUUCGAGGGUGGUGAUGAUUGUGAUUUUGAAAGCCUAGAGUUUCCUUCUGCUAUAGAAGAGUUCUUGAAGAUUGACCCACCUAAGGACUGAGGCACACCAGGAUUUUUAUUGAGUGGCUUUUCUUUGCAUUUGUCUCCUCUUCUUCUUUCCCUAUGCUAGAAGUUUGUUUGUUGAAGCGUUUGAAAUUGCAUAUCAUCAUUUCAUGUCGGUCUGUUGUAGGAGAGGCCGAGUAAUUGGUAUGUAAAAAAUUAAAAAUACUAUCUUUUGUUUUUGGUAUCUGAAAUUAUUACUGUUUUCACUGUA